CCAGUGUUCUAAAUUCUAGUUUGAUAUAGAACAGUCUUCCCCAUAUUAUAAACAUUACUUUGUUUAGUCAGCAGCGACUCCAAACCCAUGUCUCUGCAGAACCUGACAAUUUCCUCUGAAUUCAGCAUUUUCCAUUGAAUUCUGUGGAUCCCACCCCUUCCUUCCUUCAUGCAGCUGUGCAUCCAGGAAAACUCAGAAUGCUGACAUUUUCUUGCUGAUCAUCUACUUAACUUUUUUGCUUAUGGUUGCAAUGCAGAUGAGAUCUGUAGAUGGUGAUUUUCGGUCUGUAUUAACCAUCAUGGGAAGGAAAAACUGAACUGUAGCCACCAUGAUUGGAGGACUUUUCAUCUAUAAUCACAAGGGGGAGGUCCUUAUCUCCAGAGUGUACAGAGAUGACAUAGGGCGGAAUGCAGUGGAUGCUUUCCGGGUCAAUGUCAUCCAUGCUCGACAGCAGGUGCGCUCUCCAGUCACCAAUAUUGCCCGCACUAGCUUCUUUCAUGUCAAGCGCUCGAACAUCUGGCUCGCAGCAGUCACCAAGCAGAAUGUCAAUGCUGCAAUGGUGUUCGAGUUCCUCUACAAGAUGUGUGAUGUUAUGACUGCCUACUUUGGGAAGAUCAGUGAGGAGAACAUAAAGAACAACUUUGUAUUGAUUUAUGAGCUGCUGGAUGAGAUCCUAGAUUUUGGUUACCCUCAAAACUCUGAGACAGGAGCCCUGAAAACAUUCAUCACACAACAAGGGAUUAAAAGCCAGACCAAGGAGGAACAAUCUCAGAUCACAAGCCAGGUUACUGGACAGAUUGGCUGGAGACGUGAAGGUAUUAAAUAUCGUCGGAAUGAGCUAUUCCUUGAUGUGUUGGAGAGUGUCAAUCUGCUGAUGUCCCCACAGGGACAAGUUCUUAGUGCCCAUGUGUCUGGUCGUGUGGUGAUGAAGAGCUAUUUAAGUGGGAUGCCGGAGUGCAAGUUUGGGAUGAAUGACAAAAUUGUGAUUGAGAAACAAGGCAAAGGAACUGCAGAUGAAACUGGAAAAACUGGGAAACAAUCCAUUGCAAUUGAUGACUGUACAUUCCACCAGUGUGUUCGGCUCAGCAAGUUUGAUUCAGAGCGCAGCAUUAGUUUUAUACCGCCAGAUGGAGAGUUUGAACUAAUGAGAUACCGAACCACAAAAGACAUCAUCUUACCUUUUCGUGUCAUCCCUCUUGUGCGUGAAGUUGGACGAACCAAACUGGAGGUGAAGGUGGUCAUUAAAUCAAACUUCAAACCCUCUCUUCUUGCUCAGAAAAUUGAGGUUCGCAUCCCAACUCCACUUAAUACUAGUGGUGUGCAAGUUAUUUGUAUGAAGGGUAAAGCCAAGUACAAAGCCAGUGAGAAUGCCAUCGUCUGGAAAAUAAAACGUAUGGCAGGAAUGAAGGAAUCUCAGAUAAGUGCCGAGAUUGAACUCCUGCCAACCAAUGAUAAAAAGAAGUGGGCACGUCCCCCUAUUUCCAUGAACUUUGAGGUCCCCUUUGCUCCGUCCGGCCUGAAAGUUCGAUACCUGAAGGUAUUUGAACCGAAGCUGAACUACAGUGACCAUGAUGUUAUUAAAUGGGUUCGCUAUAUUGGAAGAAGUGGAAUCUAUGAGACACGUUGUUAAUGCAGCAAUGCUCUGAGGGGAAAGAGCAACUUCACUCGCUAAACCUUCCUCCCAAUCUAACAUUUUUGGUAAAAUAAGGUCAGAAUGUGGACCUUAAACAGAAAGGAGAGAGCUUGUCUUCUACUUUCUGUGGUGGAUGGUUUAAAAAUGCUCAUUCCUUGUCCUGCUUCUUCCGCCCGAUCAUUCUUGCCACAGAGCUGCAUAAUCCAUCCUAGUACUGAUGCUUUCAAGGCUGCUUCAGAACUGGAAGGAUUUACUAUGAAUACUGGGGGUCUCUUACUGAUGUGGGAUCUCCUGUCUUGCUGCUGUGUCUUCAAAAUACCCUUCACAUGCAGCUGCACUUACAUUAUUUUACGGGAAUGCUUCAAGCACUAUAUUCUACAUUGCUUAUUGUAAUUAUGGUGCAAGGAGGUAAUGAGAAGUCUCUCUCCCCCCCUCCCUCUCUCCCACCCCCCCCAGUUCCCCACACUGCAAUUUCUCAGCACCUAAAGCACUCUCCUUGCUGAGAAUGUCCAAAAUAUAAAAUGAGCACAUGUUGUGCCUAUUCGUUGUCAUUAACCCCUUUUGGUGUGACAAAACUCAUGUUAAUGCUGAAUUAUUUUGUGCGUAUAGGGACUUCACCCACUGCCUCCUUACAUUAUAACCAUUACAAAAAACUAGUAUUUAUGGUGCUAGAUGUGUUCUGUUAACUCCGUAAGUCUGUGAAUAUUGCUGGCAGAUAGUAUUCCUAAAUAGUGUAGUGCACCCCGCACGCUGUCCAUACUACCCUCUUCUCUUACUAUAGUGUCCUGUUUUGUGUCCCCAAGUAUUUCUCUCAUUAGAGCUGUGAGCACUGCCACAGACCAGCAGAGCAUCUCCAGAAGAGUGACGGGAAGGAGCAGCUGUGCUCUCUGGCAUUCUUGUCUAUGGCUGGAAAGCGGACUCAUUGCUCUAUUGCAAGGUGUUUAAUCCUCUGUGUGGUUCCUGACCUCUCACAGUGUUUG
Pelobates fuscus (common spadefoot toad) is the source of this 2613-nucleotide messenger RNA. RefSeq names its product adaptor related protein complex 2 subunit mu 1 (gene AP2M1). Gene Ontology annotation, molecular function: clathrin-cargo adaptor activity. The record is from RefSeq and is a predicted model, not a curated record. The transcript is spliced from 11 exons. NCBI's taxonomy places the organism in Eukaryota, Metazoa, Chordata, Amphibia, Anura, Pelobatidae. Gene Ontology annotation, cellular component: AP-2 adaptor complex; cytoplasmic vesicle. Gene Ontology annotation, biological process: clathrin-dependent endocytosis; intracellular protein transport. The coding region runs from base 329 to 1630 and encodes 433 amino acids.